CUCCCGCCUGCCGGAGAACCCAGCCCCAGGCUGGGCCCUGGGAGGCGCCCGCCCACUGCAGCACGCCCCGCCCCCGCGCCCCGCGCCCGUCCUCACGCCCCGGUCCCGCCCCGCGCCCGCCCUCGCGCCCCGCGCCCGUCCUCCCGCCCCGGUCCCGCCCCCGCGCCCCGCGCCCCGGUCCCGCCCUCGCGCCCCGCGCCAGUCUUCACGCUUUGGUCCCGCCCCGAGGCCCGGCCUGGCGCCCCCGCCCCGGAUUUGAAAUCUAGGUCUUCCUGAGAGUUCGCGGGCUUCCGCUCCCAGCGCGGGAUUCUGGAGGUAAAUUGAGGGAGACUUGGAAACCGCGCCAGGCCCAACGGGUACCUAGAAGGGAGACAAAGCCAGGCCUCCUGUCCAGUUUGAGCUCUGGGAAGAAGAGGAGCAGGCUGGGACGCCCCCGAGGUAUCCCAGAGGUGACAGAACGUGAUCUGGGCCCGGAAGGGGAAGAAUUCGGGAAAGGCAACGUGGGGCAUUCCAGUCGUAAUUGAUAGAAAUAUUACAUGGGAUAGGAUUUAUUCUCUCCACACUUCUGAACCAAUGAAUAGAAAAUGGGAAGCAAAACUGAAGCAAAUUGAAGAACGAGCAUCUCAUUAUGAGAGGAAACCGUUGUCCUCAGUGUAUAGACCAAGAUUGUCCAAGCCAGAAGAACCACCCUCCAUUUGGAGACUAUUUCAUCGACAAGCUCAAGCUUUUAAUUUUGUUAAAAGCUGUAAAGAGGAUGUUCAUGUAUUUGCUUUGGAAUGCAAAGUGGGAGAUGGACAACGUAUUUACCUUGUGACAACCUAUGCUGAAUUUUGGUUUUACUAUAAAUCCAGAAAAAAUCUCUUACACUGCUAUGAAGUUAUUCCUGAAAAUGCUGUGUGCAAGCUUUAUUUUGAUUUGGAAUUUAACAAACCUGCCAACCCAGGAGCUGAUGGGAAAAAGAUGGUUGCAUUACUCAUUGAGUAUGUGUGUAAAGCACUUCAAGAGUUAUACGGUGUUAAUUGCUCAGCUGAAGAUGUUUUGAACUUGGAUUCUAGCACUGAUGAAAAAUUCAGCCGGCAUUUAAUAUUUCAGCUCCAUGAUGUGGCAUUUAAAGAUAAUAUUCAUGUUGGUAAUUUUUUGAGAAAAAUUUUGCAGCCUGCUCUUGACUUGCUUGGCAGUGAAGAUGAUAGCGCUCCAGAAACAACAGGCCACGGAUUUCCCCAUUUUUCGGAAGCACCUGCAAGACAAGGAUUUUCUUUCGACAAAAUGUUCACAGAAGAGGCUACAGAGGAAAGCUGGACAUUGAAUUCAAAGAAACUGCAGAGGCUGGGAUCAGCUGAGCAAAGCAGUCCUGACCUUUCAUUUCUAGUUGUGAAGAAUAACAUGGGAGAGAAGCAUCUUUUUGUAGAUCUCGAGACAGGAUCUACUAUGUUGCCCAGGCCUCAAGCGAUCCUCCUGUCGUGGCCUCCCAUAAUGCUGAGAUUACAGGCACAAGCCACGGCACCUGGCGUGGCUUUUGUGUUUAGAUCUACAGUCCACUUGGAAAGGAUUUGCUUCUUGGGAGUUUAUACAAGAAAUAGAAACUUUCGGCUAUAUAAAUCAUCAAAAAUAGGAAAGCGUGUGGCUUUGGAGGUUACUGAAGAUAACAGAUUUUUUCCUAUACAGUCAAAAGAUGUUUCUGAUGAAUAUCAGUAUUUUCUCUCUUCCUUGGUCAGCAAUGUCAGUUUAAAUAUGAAUCUUACAGAGGUGGAGGGUUCUUCUACUGAAUACGGUCACCUUGUCUUUUGUGUAUUCCAAGUAAAUACCAGGUUCUCAGAUACUUUACAAAUUCUUACAUGUGACCCAUCUCAGAAUAAACAAAAAGGAGUUGGAUAUUUUAACAGUAUCGGCACUUCAGAAACCAUUGAAGGUUUUCAGUGUUCUCCCUAUCCUGAAGUUGAUCAUUUUGUUCUUUCUUUGGUGAAUAAAGAUGGCAUUAAAGGAGGAAUUCGGCGUUGGAACUACUUUUUCCCAGAAGAAUUACUGGUUUAUGAUAUUUGUAAAUAUCGGUGGUGUGAAAACAUUGGAAGAGCCCAUAAGAGUAAUAAUAUAAUGAUUCUAGUUGAUCUGAAAAAUGAAGUUUGGUAUCAAAAAUGUCAUGACCCUGUAUGUAAAGCAGAAAACUUCAAAUCUGACUGUUUCCCAUUACCUGCUGAAGUAUGUCUCCUGUUUCUUUUCAAAGAGGAAGAAGAGUUUACAAGAGAUGAAGCAGAUGAAACUAGGAGCAAUGAAACCCAGAAUCCUCAUAAAUCAUCACCUAGUAGGCUGUCAACAGGUGCAUCUGCUGAUGCUGUCUGGGAUAAUGGCAUUGAUGAUGCUUAUUUUUUAGAAGCUACUGAAGAUGCUGAAUUAGCUGAAGCUGCAGAGAACAGUCUUCUCAGUUAUAACAGUGAAGUGGAUGAAAUUCCUGAUGAACUAAUUAUAGAAGUAUUACAAGAAUAAUUCACUAUGGACACUUUUGUCACCAGGCUAUAAUUUGCCUGAUGUCUGUGAGAUUUGAUAAAUGUAUCAUUCAACCUGUUUUUAUAAACUAAGUUUUAUCACUUUGCUUUCUAGUUUUUGUUUUUUCUGUAAACCAAUUUCAUUAAAAAUUAGCUUUGGUGUACUUAAA
Molecule: messenger RNA, 2650 nt
Organism: Symphalangus syndactylus (siamang)
Lineage: Eukaryota; Metazoa; Chordata; Mammalia; Primates; Hylobatidae
Gene: PRIMPOL
Product: primase and DNA directed polymerase
Biological process (GO): mitochondrial DNA replication; replication fork processing; response to UV
Cellular component (GO): mitochondrial matrix; nucleus
Molecular function (GO): DNA-directed DNA polymerase activity; chromatin binding
Source: RefSeq, a predicted model, not a curated record